This is a messenger RNA of Plenodomus lingam JN3, 3402 nucleotides long. RefSeq lists its product as uncharacterized. The record is from RefSeq and is a predicted model, not a curated record. Lineage: Eukaryota; Fungi; Ascomycota; Dothideomycetes; Pleosporales; Leptosphaeriaceae. Gene Ontology annotation, molecular function: protein binding.
AUGCUCGAGCGUGCUUCGACAUGCCUCGAAUCUGGCAGACGUCAGCUCCUUUGCGCCCCCAAGCCAUGUCUUCGCCCUCGACGCAUGCAGCACUCGCAAUACUGGCACCACCCUGCCAGCGACCUCGGCCCGCCCGUCUGCUGGCCUGCUCCUUCGAGUCGACGACAUGCACCCACACCCACGACUUGCCGUGUAGCUGACCGGCCCAAAAAGAAGACCCUUCCCCCACCUACACGACAAAGCAAUGGCCUGUUGCUAGACUUUCUGUACCCAGAACAGACGCUUGUCUGGCUGAAGCGACGGUCUUCCCACGGUGGAUCCACUGCUCUCGAGCCCCGACGCCGCCACUACUCGACCGCCACGAAAACCUUGUCAGAGGUAGAGAAGAGUGACGAAGAGGCAGCUAUAGAAGAGGCAGAGGCACAGGCUGGACUGAAGUCAAUGCUGCAGUGGUCUACCCCCUUUGCGGAGCUGCGGCGCAUUCUCAACGAGCGUCCACCCGGGAAACAAGAGCUCGCCUGGCUCUUGUACAACGCCAUGUCUCCAGCAGACCACGCGCAUAGUCAAUAUCAUUUUCCCAAGGACCUUAUAGAGUAUCUUGCGCAGGAUGGUCCCCCGUCUCCCAGUAGGGUGGUCGACCUCUUCGACCAAAUACCCCCUAAAUGGCGUCGACCCACCUCUUUUCGCUUUGCCGUCGAGGCCUACGUAACACUCAAAUUGGUCGGUCCUGCCAUCCAGCUGCUCGAGCGCAUGGACCCCAAAAGGGAUUGGGACAUGCUCAACAUGGGACUUGACCUCUUAUUGCGGCAAACCGUUCUAGACGAGCAAUGGGACCUCAGCCUUCGUGUCUUUAGGAUCUUUCUCAAGAAUACCGAGCAGGUGCGGGGUAAGCCUGUAUAUCGGCAGAUCCAUUUCGGAGAUACAGUGCCAGAACUAUGGAGACAAGUACAACAAAUACCCGGAUUGCUAGACUACGUCGACUCGUUUCUCUAUCACGUCCGCCAGUACAAGGACGAACUUACGGCAUCCAAAGUCAAGCGAGAGACUCUAGCACACUUCACCAUGACCUUUAUACCCAGCGCCAUGGAUCGUCUCAUCCACAGCGAAGAUCCCGACGAGAAUUUCAUUUGGACCUGGUUCAAGAAACUAUUCGACGACAUGCAUGCAACUGGUAUUCUGCCAACGACGGCCUGUUAUGAGCACGCCAUUACGGAGAUGCUGAAAUUACCACGCUAUCGAGAUUACACCAACAAACGCAAGAUUUGGCUCCAGCUCUACAGAGACUACAGAGAGGACUAUCUCGAGCGCGCCAAGUUGCCAGUUCCCACUCAAAAGCCAUCACAGGCUCUCAUCGGCCAGCUCAUCUAUUACCAUAGUCUACACAACGGGCUGAAAAGGAUAAUGGAUCACGUUCAGGAUUUGCGUGAUUGGUAUCCCGGCAAGCCUUUGCCAGCUCCGAUGCUCUUGCACUUGAUAUACACCUUUGCUGAACAUGGGGAGCAUGCUCGGGUGGAAGAAUUCUUUCAAGAGCUUCAGGCACACUAUCCAAAAGAUCUGGACCUCAAGAUUUUGUCAGCCUUGCUUUACGUUCAUGCUCGGCGUGCCGAUGUUGAGCAGACUCUUGCGCAAUUUCAGCGAAUUCAAGACGAAUUCAAGCUUGUGCCUGAUAUUUAUUGUUGGAACAUCCUGAUAUUGGCCCAUGUCCGCGCGGACGACCUCGAUGGAGCUCUCGAAUGUUUCAAUGGUUGUCUGGAUCGUGGUCUCAAGCCAGACGCGAAAACCUUUGGUCCUUUGCUCGACUUUUCGGCCCACCGAGGAGAUGUCGAAGCAUUUGAAACACUCUUCUCGAAAGCAAAGCAGGUGGGCGUCGAUUUGAAUUCCGAUGUCCGAGCCAGGUCUGGCUAUGUCGAGUGUUUUUUGAAUGCAGGCGACCCAGAAGGUGCCAUUGCAAUUGCCGCGGGUAUUCUCAAGAGCUGGCAAGCUGGAACCCUUCAAGGAGGCCAACUUACUCACACCUGGAAUCUUUUGAUACAGCACUAUGCGCUGAACGGUGAUCUUGCCAAGGCACGCGAGUACUACAGACAAAUGAUUGAGAAUGACAUUCCGCUUGAUACCUGGACAUAUGGCAGUCUGAUGCGAGCUCUGGUGCAAGUCAAGCAAACGAAUGCUGCUUAUAAGAUUCUACGGGUCACAAUGCCACAAUAUAACCUCCGAGUUCACGGGUUUCAUUACGCCAUCGUCAUGGCUGGUUUCAUGCGAGAGGGCCAACACAAACUUGCAUCGGCUGCCCAGGCCAGAAUGGCUGAGCGACAAGUACCGCAAACACCCAGUUCAAACAAAGCAACACUGCAGGUCCUCGGUGAAAGCGACCUCAAGAAACUAGAGGAGCGAGGAGCGAAACAUACCAAUUACAAGCUGUUGAAGGUCGAGGAAGCACUCCAAGAAAUGCUUGUCGCAAAUACAAUCCGCGCAGGUGCGAAUCGUGAGCCACAAACUUCCAGAUAUAUUGAUCCACAUGACAUCAACUCGCUCCCUCAGUCCUAUUAUGGUUCCUUGAUCUCACUUUACACGACUCGUUCAGCGUACGCCAUCUGCAAAAGACUGUUCAACAAGGCAAUGGAAGCGGCGCCGGAUGUAGAGGACAACGCCCUCCCGACUACCCUCACCGUCGCCAUUAUGCAAGCCCACUUCAAAGCAGGCAAGCAUGCCGAGGUCGCCAGGAUAUGGGAACUUGCCCGCACUUCCGCUAAUAAACUCACCAAAACCCUCAGCCAGGUCCGCGAAGAAAGCUCAGGUGAUACAGAUCCCGCCUCUCUCUUCAGUCCGGUCGUCCAACAGCGCUAUGAAGAGUCUCGCAUCGCCAACAAUCGCCGCCACAUCCUUGUCAAACCCUGCCGUAUAUACAUGCGCAGUCUCUUCGCUCAAAGCCAAGCUGAAGUCAUACCAAUUGCAUCUGCCACAAUUCGCAGUCUUCUCAUCGACGGUUAUACAAUCGACAACUUGACCUGGAAUGAGUUCAUCCAACAACUUGUCUUACACUCGCACCUCCUCGAAGCUUUCAAAGCCUGCGAGGAAUAUCUCAUGCCGCGCUUUCCCGGCUGGCGGAACCUUACGCCAGGCUACAGGCGUAGAAACGUUGAGGGGUACCAGUGGAUGGAAUUACGCCAUUAUGAUAUCAAGAGGGCGAGUGUGCUUCCGAGGUAUAAGACGUUGGUGUUGUUGGCCAAGGCAUUUGCGCAAGUCAAAAGUGAUGAGAGAAACGGGGUGGGUUAUGAUAGGGAGACUCGGAUGUGGUUCAGUAUGCGGUUGAGCGAGGCGGCACCGUUGACGUUGAGGGCCAUUGAGAGUAUGCCCAGGACCAGUGAUUUGCUACAGGAGAAGUACUUUAAUGAUGUGCAUUAG